Messenger RNA from Linum trigynum, 2219 nucleotides. The record is from the annotation of a GenBank genome assembly. NCBI's taxonomy places the organism in Eukaryota, Viridiplantae, Streptophyta, Magnoliopsida, Malpighiales, Linaceae.
CUUAUCAAAACUCUAUCAAAUUUUCAUUUCGUUAAUCAUAUCUCGUAUUUCAUCUAUCGCGAUUCUCAUGUUCGUAUUCGUAAUUGGGAAUAUCGUGGUAUAUUGCGUUAUUGAGAUUACCGAAGUAAGCUUUUGUUCUGUGGGGUUUUGAUAAUUAUUUGUGGUGGUAGAUUGGUCGGGUUCGACCAUCUUCGCCCAACGAUUAUUCCCCCGUCGGAAGUUUGCUAGGCGUAAUCUAUUAACUCAAUAUAUUUACCAUAUUCUCAACCCGUCCGUCUAUCAUUCAUUAUCAUUCACCAUCGUCAUCCCCCGGUAAGUAUAUGUUUAUGAUGUAUCCCGUCAUGAGCUAAAUCUCUUUUCUGGGAGAACCUAGGGUAAUACUAUUAAACCUCGAUUUAAUAAUUUGGAUUUAUUUUUCCUCCAAUUUCUAUUGUAUGAGAUUUAAUAAUGCCUUGUGUGGAUUGAUCACCUUCACAUUGAAUUGUCGUUUUUAGGUGGAGAUCGAUAGGAGAUACUUGAAAACAGAGCGCUUCUCAUGCAUCGUAAUUAGCUAAUGAGCACGAUAGUGAAUUUAGAUAAUUAUGCAGUCAUUCACAAUUGUUUCAUCGUGAUACUGUUGAUUGAAAAAGGGAAUCGGUCUUAAUCCUAAUUAAUUGAUUAAUUGGUUGUGCGAGAGUGAACAAUUAAUUAAUUGGUUAGUAAGUAGUUUUGCUCGAGAGAGAGGACUAUCAAUUUAGAGAUUCCUGACUGUAGAAAAAUGGAUUAAAAUGAUUAAUAUGCCAUGUUAAAAUAAUCGAGGUAAGAUAGUAAAAUCCCGAAGUUUCUCCCAGAGCUUUUCUCCCUUUGUUUAAACUUGAUUUUUAUUGUUAAAUUAAUUAGACCUCAAAUCGAAAUUGAUUCACCAUCUAAGCAUUUUCUUACCAGUUUGCUUGCCUUAUUCACUAAAAAUCAAAGGUUGUACCAAGUCCCCGAGAGAACGAUACUCGAACUUUCCACUAUAUUAUUUUGACAGGAGGAGAAUAAAAAUUCCAACCUUUCAUUAAGUCUUACGAACAAACCAAUUAGUCACGAUAAUUUGAGUUGCUUGAAAAGAGUUUGUAUGAGUUUUAAUUUCUUACACGCUCUCUAGCUAAGACGAAAGCCUAUUGAUGGGGUUUUCUCAGAUUGCAGUACAGGUUUUAACAUAUCAGGUCUUGUGUUGCCUAAUCUAGUAGGGUUUCGGUUUGAACUAGGUGAACAUAUUAUUCUUUGUGUUACAACCAUUGUUUAUAUUGGGGGAUUUUAUAAAGAUUGAAAACCAUAACCUCUAUCGGUGGUACGCUCUCUGGUAACAUGAACAUACCACGUAGUCCGAAUAAUUCGAGUUCUUAUGAAAAAAAGUUUGUAUGCGUACUCUCGAUCUCUUACGGUGUCUCUGGUUUGCAGAUGGUCUUCCGACAAAGUCACGGUGGCUUUCUACUCGGCGCGACGGUAGAUAUCUGGGCAUCAAUGAUCACUACUUUGGUGGAAAACCCGUGUGGGGAACUCAUGUUGGUGCACAGGAACAAAGACUGGAGAGAUUGUGAGGGACCUGACUUCCCGCCGCAGGAGCGGGAGGAGCUUCAUUUCGACGGCGAAGAAGACACCACGUACGUGGCUUUUCACGGUCCCAAAGCGAGGCUGGACUUUUACGAGACGGCGGCGUUCAAGGUUUUCAAGCUGAACCAGGAUACGCAUGAUUGGGAAAGAGUGGACAGCGUAGGGGAUUACGCAUUGUUCGUCGGAAUCAAUCGAGCGAGUUUUGUUUCCGCGGAGGAGUACCCUGGAUGUAGAACAAACUGCAUCUAUUUCACGGAUGAUUAUAGAGAAGGUCACGAGGCUCACUUCCAUGGCGGCUACGAUAUCGGCGUGUACGACGUAGGAAAAGGAAGCGUGGAGCCGUUUUCUUGUCGGGGUUUGUAUGAUCCUGUUCUGAUUUGGCCGCCGCCGGUGUGGGUAUUUCCUUCGAAAUGAUUUUUGGUGUUGCAUGGCAUGGAAAAUUGAUGAGAUUAUUGUUUUUGGGGGUUUAAUUAUUGAUGUUGUUUUAUUGUUGUUAUUUGGAUUUAUUAUUUUAACGUGGGAAAUGGUCGAAGGCGCUAGCCUUGUUCGGGCAGGAUUAGAGUAGCUAGGUCGAUUCAUAUUCAUGUGUACGAUUGUUUCAUUCGUUGUUAUGGAGAAGAAUAUUACUUAAACUAUUUUGU